Messenger RNA from Rhipicephalus sanguineus (brown dog tick), 1805 nucleotides. Its product is annotated as beta-1,4-mannosyltransferase egh-like. Lineage: Eukaryota; Metazoa; Arthropoda; Arachnida; Ixodida; Ixodidae. The record is from RefSeq and is a predicted model, not a curated record. Gene Ontology annotation, molecular function: beta-1,4-mannosyltransferase activity. Gene Ontology annotation, cellular component: cytoplasm.
CGCUUUCCCUCAUAUCUCCUGUCCUCCUCCCCUGGCCCGUGAAGCCUUGCGGGCCGGCCAGCCAUGGCUGCUCAACGCUCGUCAACUUAACCAAAUCCCCAGGGCUGGCCUCAGCGUCUAGUCGCCGCAGUCGUCCUUUAUCGCAGCCGACUGGUGGCAGCCCGACUGGCCAAGAUGCAGCUGAGCAGUCGUGCCAAGCACUUGCUGCACUGCUGCCUCUGCGUGGGACUAAUACUGGUCUUCGAGGUGUUCACGGGAGGCAUCCACCUCUGGAAGUUCAGCUACGACGAUCUGGAUCCCGUGGAGCAGUAUGGCUGGCCCUUGACAAUCGUGCUGUACCUGAUGCGGUUACUGACGGUGUUAGCGCUGCCCCAGUGCAUUUGCAACUGCUUAGGCUUGCUGCUGUACAACGCUUUUCCAGAGAAAGUGCGCCUCAAAGGUUCGCCCCUGCUGGCACCCUUCAUCUGCAUACGCGUUGUUACGCGGGGCGACUACCCAGACCUCGUGCGGACCAACGUAGCGCGGAACAUUGAAACCUGUGCUGAAGUUGGUUUGGAGAACUUCAUCGUGGAAAUCGUCACAGACAAGCCCCUCGGACUGGCCAAACACCCCCGCAUUCGUGAAGUGGUGGUGCCGUCCUCCUACCGGCCCAAGAGUGGUGCCCUGUUCAAGGCACGGGCCCUGCAGUACUGCCUCGAAGACGACGUAAGCAUCCUGGGUGAUGACGACUGGAUUGUGCACUUAGACGAGGAGACCCUAAUGACAGAGGACUCUGUACGAGGUAUCCUCAACUUUGCCCUGGAUGGCAAGCAUGCCUUUGGUCAAGGCCUCAUCACGUAUGCCAAUGAACGCGUGGUCAACUGGGUUACUACCCUUGCCGACAGCUUCCGUGUAGCUGACGACAUGGGUAAGCUGCGCUUCCAGUUCUGGGCCUUCCACAGGCCCCUGUUUAGCUGGAAAGGCUCAUACGUUGUGACACGGGCUGGUGCCGAGCGCAAGGUGUCUUUUGACCACGGCCCGGAUGGCUCCAUUGCUGAGGACUGCUUCUUCAGCAUGGUGGCAUACCGUGAGGGCUACACCUUUGACUUCAUUCCUGGCGAAAUGUGGGAGAAGAGCCCCUUUUCCUUCUGGGAUUUCCUGCAGCAGCGCAAGCGCUGGCUGCAAGGCAUCUUUCUUGUGGUUCACAGCAGUGCCAUUCCCUUGCGCCACAAGUUGUUCCUGGCCCUCGCUCUCUAUUCAUGGGCAACGAUUCCACUGAGCACGUCCAACCUUGUCCUUGCAGCCUUUUGGCCCAUCCCUGCCCCCGCGGUGCUCAACUUCCUGUGUGCCUUCGUCGGGGCCAUGAAUUUGUACAUGUACAUCUUUGGUGUCAUCAAGUCCUUCAGCUUGUACCGCAUGGGACCUGUGCGCUUCUUUCUCUGUCUGCUGGGAGCUCUGUCCACCAUACCUUUCAAUGUGGCCAUCGAGAAUGUGGCAGUCCUCUGGGGAUGCUUUGGCAAGAAGCAUCGCUUCUAUGUAGUUUCAAAGCAGCUCGAACGCCCCAUCAAUGUAUGAGCUUUCCAGAUGACCUGGUCUAUCGUGCUUGUUCACGUGUUGUGAGCCUCCUUGUUGCUUUUUUUUUUUACUAAUCUAAGAAGGAUUGUUUUCGUGCACUAAGUUAUUUGUUAUAUGCCGCUUUUAGUGUCGUCUCGACUAGGAUUGCGUGUAAGUGCAACAAGCCAUGCUACAUUGGCAUCCACAGCACUAAAAGCAGGCGCCAAAGAUGCUGGGCUGGCUGGCCAGCCUAUGCACGGCUUGAGUUUAAA